Molecule: messenger RNA, 1116 nt
Organism: Verticillium alfalfae VaMs.102
Lineage: Eukaryota; Fungi; Ascomycota; Sordariomycetes; Glomerellales; Plectosphaerellaceae
Product: aspartate aminotransferase
Exons: 1
Coding region: 1-1116 (371 amino acids)
Biological process (GO): biosynthetic process
Molecular function (GO): pyridoxal phosphate binding
Source: RefSeq, a predicted model, not a curated record
AUGAAGUAUGAGCGCAUGCCAAUUGAAAUCGAGUCGCCCGAAGAGUACGGCUACGAGAAUAUCAAGUACAACCUCUCUGAAAGUUCCAUCACCGACCAAACUUUGGAAAGCCUCAACCUGAAGAUCCCGAAUCUGACCUUACUCUACAACGCUCAUCGUGGAGAGACGAACCUCCGCACAUUGAUCGCCAAUCAUGCCAAUGUGGCAGCUGACGAUGUGCUCAUCACCGGUGGUGCGGCUGGGGCCCUAUUCAUUGUUGCUACAUCCCAGUUGGGUGCGGGUCAAGGCAAGCAAGGAAACCACCUUGUCGUGAUUCGCCCCAACUACGCGACCAAUCUCGAGACGCCCAAGGCCCUGGGCUGCGACAUCACUCAUAUCGACAUGACCUUUGAGUCUGGCUUCCAGCCCAACAUCGACACUAUCGAGGCUUCCAUAAAGCCCAAUACGCGACUUGUCUCGGUUACCUCUCCUCAUAACCCGACUGGAUCCACUCUUUCCCGCGCAGAUCUCGAACGCCUCGUUGCGGUGACCAAGCGAAAGGGCGUUCUCCUUCUCGUCGAUGAGACCUAUCGCGAUGUCUCCUAUGGCGAAAGUCUCCCCGUGGCCGCAUCUCUUGGCCCUCACGUUCUGAGCGUCAGCUCACUGUCCAAAUCCUUUGGCAUCCCCGGCAUUCGUACUGGCUGGCUCAUCUGCACCGAUAAGAAGCUUCAGGAAACCUUUCUUGCGGCCAAAGAGCAGAUCAGCAUUAGUGGAAGUGUAAUCAACGAGUGGAUUGCCACGCAGGUACUUUCGCGCCGGGAGGAGAUCUUGGCCGCUACCACGGAUGAGAUGCGCGCCAGGCUUGACUUGGUUGAGGAGUGGAUCGAGAGUGAGGAGCUCCUGGAGUGGGUAAAGCCUACUGGGGGGGUUGUUUGCUUCCCAAGGAUCAAGAAGGUGCCGACAGGCGGUUUUGCUGCUUUCUAUGAGAGGCUUUUCAAAGAGCAUUCAACCUAUGUUGGGCCUGGGCACUGGUUCGACAUGCCGGAUAGCUCUUUCAGACUUGGGUAUGGUUGGCCCACCCGGCAGGAGCUCAAAGCCGGUAUGGAAGCCAUCUCGGCUGCUUUACGAGAGGUGUGA